Molecule: messenger RNA, 1605 nt
Organism: Sugiyamaella lignohabitans
Lineage: Eukaryota; Fungi; Ascomycota; Dipodascomycetes; Dipodascales; Trichomonascaceae
Exons: 1
Coding region: 1-1605 (534 amino acids)
Biological process (GO): double-strand break repair via nonhomologous end joining; interstrand cross-link repair; protection from non-homologous end joining at telomere
Molecular function (GO): damaged DNA binding; 5'-3' DNA exonuclease activity
Source: RefSeq, a predicted model, not a curated record
AUGUUUCUGAUUGAGGGGACAGAUGGAACAGCUGUUUUAUAUACAGGAGACGUGCGAGCAGAACCAUGGUUUGUGAACACUUUGACACAUAACCCACAUUUGUCUCCUUAUGUCUAUGGAUAUAGGGAACUGCGCUGUAUAUAUUUGGAUACGACAUUCGCAUAUCGUGGGAAGCGUGACCUGAACUCAGAUGAGAAAGAAAGCUCAGGAUGGCUUGAAUACGAUCUGUACGGUGAUCAAGUCAAUGAACAACGGGACAAUCAUCGCGAGUAUGUUGAUAUAAUGCCUAAUCAUCAGGGCAUCAAGUAUUUAUUAAGGUGCAUGCGGGAGUAUCCCGAAAAGACAAAUUUCUGGAUGUCAGCACGAACAAGUGGGUAUGAAGAAGUAUUGUUAGAAGUGGCACGAUGCUACAGAACUAAAGUCCAUGUGGACGAGUACACGUAUAAAUUGUACUCGUAUAUCUGUAAGAGCAGCAGGAUAGAUAGCGAAGGCAUAAUGAUCAAGCUGUUGAUGAAUUAUCUGACCACAGAUGCACUUGAUACGAGGUUUCACGCCUGUUCUGAUGCGAGUUGUCGAGGUGGAUACAAGAAUACUGAUGUUUACCUUCACUCGGCCACUAAUCUAAACCUUGAGCAACUACAAUAUCGCAACGGGAUGUUGGAUAGUCCGUUUACAGUACAGCAAGCCAAGAAAUUCAUACAGACAGCUACGAACGUAGGGUCAAAGAACAGUAAUAUAUUUCGGUUAUCACGAAAUAUUCUGUACUGUCCUGAAAAGCAGAAUAACCAAAUAAUGCCGGUACAUGUCAUGUUCCCAUACUCGCGCCACUCAUCGUAUAAAGAGGCCCGACACCUUGUGUCGCUGUUCUGUCCGAAAAUGGUCUAUCCGAUAGUACAACAGAGACAGUAUUUCUUAGAGGGCUUUACGAUAAAAGGCGCUUUUGGUGACCUUUGCAAGGGAACGACAUUCACAGCAGAUAUCGCAUGGGAACGUCUUUUGGCUGACGAGCGAGAGAAAACGGAGAAAGAAAUACAAGAGAAAACACAGGGCUUAGUACAAGAAAAAAGGAAGAUAGAAGCGGUCUCCGCAAAUGAAGAAGCCAUUGCUACCAACAACUCUUUUGUAUUUGGCGUUGGCAAGUCGCAUAAAAAGAAUACACUUCGAUAUAUGCCAAUAUCGCCUGUCCAACAGUCGUCAGAUUCGCAGGAUAAUUCCGAUGUCCAUGAGUUUCUGUGGCACAAUUCCCAAAGUGCAGGUAAUAACGUCUCGUUUGGUAACAAAGACAAUUCAUCGUCUCAAUUUAGUUCUCGAAGCACAGACAUUGAAUUAUCACCAAAACGGAGACCUCAUGUUCGAACAGAAAUCGUCACCCAGGCUCCUACUUUUAUGAAAUCUGUAACUGACAAAAUGCUUCCCCUGUGGCGACCCCUAACAAUGAUUGAGAAGACAUCGCACAACACAAAGCCAAGUGAUGACAUGGACCCGGUAGAAGACGAGUCACAAACCAUCAGCUGUUGCGAGGUAGACAGACUUUCAAAUCAGUUGGCUAAUAACCCGAACCGUUGGUUUGAACUAUCAGCCCAACUGUCGUACAAAAAAUGUUGA